UUCUAUACAGUUCCAGAUAUAAUACUUUGUACCAAAAUAACUAUAGUCUAUAAUAGUUAUACUAUUACGUUAGUUACAUUUUUAUUUUUUAAUCUAUGUUUACUAAUCCAAUCUAUAAUAGGUAUUGUUGAUUUAGCUACCUAUCCUUUUAGAAUUUUAUUGAAGUGUCCAUAACCAAUUUGAUCAUUAAAGUAUUUUCGUUAUAGUACUUAUGCCAUUCUUUUUACUUUUAUGUAUAUUACCAACAAAUUUAAUAAAAUAUGUCUGUUGUGUCGUUUAUGUCCAAUUGCUAAUUUUGCCUGCCGUAUUUCUACGGCAGUCAUGCAAAAUAAACAAUUUUCAGGCUUCAACAUGAAGGAUUACAUGAAUUAUAUUAGACCUUUUGUGCACUAUGAAAAUAAUACCAAAUACAAGUCUUUUAAUUUUAGUUUGUUAUCAUAUAAUGUACUGGCUCAAGAGUUACUAGAAAAAAACGCAUUUUUAUAUGAUUGGUCAGAUGUGCGUGUGUUGGAAUGGAACUAUCGAAGACAACUUUUGUUAAACGAAAUUAAACGAUUUAAUGCAGAUAUAAUUUGUUUUCAAGAAGUUCAGGAAUCUCAUUUGAGUUGGUUCUUUAAGAAAUUAUCAGAUUUAGGAUAUAAUGGUGUCUAUAAAAAACGUACUCAUGUUCAUUCUGAUGGAUGUGCAAUAUACUACAAAAAUGACAAAUUUACAUUAAAAGAAAAGGUCACUGUAGAAUACAACCAACCUGGAGUGAAUGUAUUAGAUCGAGACAAUGUUGGUAUUGUGUUGAGAUUGUCACCCCGUCAAUAUGAUGAAGAAAAUAUAAUUGUUUCAACUACACAUAUUUUGUACAACAAAAAAAGACAUGAUAUUAAGUUGGCCCAAGUUCAUUUAUUACUUGCUGAAAUUGAGCGUGUUUCUUAUAAAGGAGUUGGUGAUCGUAAUAUUCCUGAAUACUAUCCAAUAAUAUUGACUGGAGAUUUUAACUUGGAACCCAAUACUGCUGUGUAUGAUUUUUUAAUCAAUGGUGCUUUAUAUUAUAGUAAUUUACAAAAACCAACCCUUUGGUCUCAAAAUAAUCAAAGUGGAAGAAGUGACAUGGGAAAUGAACUUAUUCCCAAGAGUUUAGGCAUCACUGAAUAUAGUCAGCAUUCAGAUAUUUUAGAAUUAAGAAAAAAAAAUAAUAAUAAGCGACAAAUUAAUGACGGUCUUUAUUCAAAGCUGUAUCAUAGUGAAAGAAAAAAUGAUCAAUUAUUAUCAUCAUCUUUGCCAGAAUUCAAAUCUGGUACUGGAAAUGUGUAUCAUAACCUUAAGUUUUCUUCUGUAUACAAUAACAAUAUAAGCUGUUCUACAUAUCAUGACCGAUGGACGAUUGUAGAUUACAUAUUUUACACCAAUAAAAAUUUAAAACUGAGAACAUUAAUGAAGCUUCCAAAUGUUGCUGAAUGCCAGCCAAUAGUAGCUAUGCCAAACAAAGUAUCUCCGUCUGAUCAUCUACCAUUGUUUGCUAAAUUUAGCUAUCAAAUAAAAUAAUAUUUAUAGUAAUAGAUCUUCAAUGUGAUAUUGUUAUUAUAUUUUAUUAAUAUAUAUGAUCCUUAAAUUUA
Messenger RNA from Aphis gossypii (cotton aphid), 1607 nucleotides. RefSeq names its product protein angel homolog 2 (gene angel). The coding region runs from base 232 to 1536 and encodes 434 amino acids. Lineage: Eukaryota; Metazoa; Arthropoda; Insecta; Hemiptera; Aphididae. The transcript is spliced from 9 exons. Gene Ontology annotation, molecular function: 3'-5'-RNA exonuclease activity. The record is from RefSeq and is a predicted model, not a curated record.